UGGGGCUCACCUUCUGCGUUGCGGAUCGACGGCGUAGGAGAACGGCUCCCGCAAUCCCGGCUGACAAAUCCUCUUGAUCGUCUUGACGUCGCUGCCCAGCGUGUUUUCAACAUGCGUCUUACGGGCAUCUUUUGCUGGUUUGCGAGGGCGCUCUGCCUCCUCUGCAGGGCUGCCGGUGUUGCGGUGCAUCAUGUUAGGCACCGCAAGUAUGCGGCCAUCACCGGGGUGAGUGACUAAGUCAGCCUGUGUAGCCAUGCGUUCAUGCUUUAUGUAGUGAGGUGUACGUUCAUGCGUUCGUUAUGUGAUGUUUGGUGUAUGCAGGGCACGAUGAGCGGCCUGGGCAAGGGCACCGUCAUCAGCAGCCUCGGUUGGCUCCUUAAGGCGCUGGGUUUGCGGGUGACCGUCAUCAAAAUCGACCCGUACCUGGUAAGCAAGGGAGCUGGCGAGUGCACUCAGCCUUCACUCACGCCCCUUUUGUCUGUGUCACUCAGAACAUCGAUGCGGGAACGAUGGCCCCUAGAGAGCACGGGGAAGUCUACGUGCUGAAAGAUGGAGCAGAAGUCGACCUGGACUUCGGUACACACGACAGCAACACAGGCAACGCACUGUGUUCGCAUACUGCCUGCAGGCAACUAUGAGCGGGCGCUGAAUGUCACCCUUACUGGCGACCACAGCAUCACCGCCGGCAAGAUAUACCGACAAGUCAUCGAGUGAGUCGACACAAACCAAAGCGACUACUUGCGUGACGUCUGCGUGUCUGCCUGAGUGCAGGAAGGAGCGCAAGGGCGAGUAUUUGGGCAGGACGGUACAGCUGGUGCCCCACGUGACCGACGCCGUCCAAGAUUGGAUCGAAAGAAUAGCUGAGGUGCCUGUCGACGGCAAAGAAGGGCCUCCAGACAUAUGCCUCAUCGAACUUGGCGGUAGGUCAAGACACGUACCCCUUUUCGUAUGUGCGCACAUGCGUUUUGUCUGUCCUACUAGGGACGGCUGGCGAGUUGGAGAGUCUGGUGCAUCUGGAGGCGCUGCGAUGCUUCUCUCGACGAGUUGGUCCCGAGAACUUCGCCCUGGUCGGUGACAUCUGUGUCCGCGUUUCCGCAAACAUACUGCUGUAUGUGUGGGUCAUUCAGGUCCAUCUGGGGUUUGUGGCCUGCACUGGCGAUGGCGAGCAAAAGACGAAGCCAACACAGCAAAGCAUCCAAGUAUUCGUGCUCGCAGUGAAGGACAUUUGUGGCCUCCGUGUACAGGUCAUUCAGGAGCUACGUAAAUCGGGUCUCAAAGCUGAUUGGGUCUUCCGCCGCUCCAAGCAAGCCCUCGGAGAUGCAGCGAGAGAGAAGAUCGCCCACUUCGGAGAACUCCCCAAAGAGCAUGUACGCACAGCACAGUGCAUCAGCCAAGCCCGAGGAACCUGUCUAGAAUGUGCUUGGUGCCUGCAGGUCGUAAGUGUGCACGAUGUGCCCAACCUGUACCGCGUUCCUCUGAUGCUGGAGGAGCAAAAUGUCGGCGCAUUCGUAUGCGAGGUGAGCAGGCAGCUCAGGCAAGUCGCGGGGGGCAAUGUGGCUCGUUUGUUUGCAGCGUUUGGGUCUCCCGACGGGGCCGUGCAACCUCUCUGGCUGGGCGAGGAUGGCAGACAGCAUCGACACCGCAGGACGGGAAGACGUCGUAAGCGGACAUUUCAUUUCUCAGCCCGCCUAAUUUAGUUGUGUGCAGGUGAAAAUAGGCAUCGUGGGCAAGUACACGCGGUCCAGCGACGCCUAUCUGUCAGUGGUGAAGGCCCUGCAGCAUGCAGCCAUCGAGGCUGCCCUGGAAGUCGACAUCCGCUGGAUCGCGGCAGAGAACCUCGAAACGCAGGUAGGCAGUGGGCGAGGGAGGAAGGGCCAUUUGGGUAUACACACACCCGUUUAUCCCUCUCAGAUGCAGCAGAAGCAUCCGGCCGAGUACGAGGAAGCCCGGACGGAAAUGCAGAAUGUCGACGGAGUUGUCUGUCCAGGUGAGACACACACAGCUUUAGCAACCUGCACACACACAAGGAGGUACAUGGACGGUCCUCUUUGUGUGUGCAGGUGGGUUCGGUGACCGCGGCGUCGAAGGCAAAAUCCUCUCCUCCCGAUUCUGCAGACGAAGUAAACGUGCACACGCACUCUCACACACACAUAUGCUGUGUUAAGUGCAGAUUCUAAGCCCUUCCUGGGCAUUUGCCUCGGCCUGCAGACCGCCGUUAUCGGCUUCGCAAGGUCAGUGAGUCAUACACAGCCACCGGCUCGAAUGCUGUGCGUGCGCCUCGCGUCGGUUGCGUGCCAUCUACGCAGGGAUGAGCUGCAGAUGGAGCACGCCAACAGCGAGGAGUUCGACAGCAACAGCAAUAACCCGAAAGGUAGAUAGAAUAACACAAUGGCAAGGCAUCACCCUGCCUGCCUGCCUGCCCUCCUGCCUGUCCUUUUCAGUGGUGGUUUCGAUGCCUGAGGUGUCCACUGAGGAGCUGGGUGGCACCAUGAGGCUGGGCAGCCGACCGACAGUGAUCACGUGAGACGCAAAGACAGACACACGACACAAGGUGCGUCAUUGUGUGAUCUUGGCCGGAUGUCUGCGACCUGUAGGGACCGCGCAUCGCUGGCGUCCAAACUGUACGACCACCGACAGACCAUCUACGAGCGGCACAGACAUCGGUAGGUGAGCGGACGGGCACAGCUGAUCAGACAGGAUGCAUGGAUGGCUGCUCAGGUAUGAGGUGAAGCCAGCGAUUGUCCCUGAGUUGGAAGCAAAGGGGCUCAUGUUCACCGGACGUGGCGACGGCGGGCAGAGAAUGGAGGUACACACCUCGCCCAAUCCAGUAACCACCCACCCAGAGGAGACCUUCGUUUUGCGUUGUUUCAGAUCGCUGAGAUUCCCAGUCACCCCUACUUCGUCUGCUGCCAGUUCCAUCCCGAGUACGAGUCCAGGUGAGUCAGCACGGACACAUGGCUCGCUGUUUUGUCUGCUCAUGUGCUCUUGUCUGCUCACCUGCCCCAUGCAGGCCGAUGGCGCCUGCCCCGUUGUUUCUCGGUCUAGUCCUUGCUGCCAAGGGCAGGCUGGAAAACAGACUCAAGCAGAACGGAGGACAGCUCGGGCUGCUUAGCACCGAUGCAAACUGAUGAAGACGUGUGUGACUUUGUCGCAUGCAUUUUUCUCUGCAUUGAUACUCAUGUGGUGUUCUGCAUGUAGCGAGGAGCAAUUCAGACACAAACACACUCUUCGACCUUUCCUCUCACUGAACGGCUAGACGAGGUGAGAGAGGAAGUUAGACCCUUUUUUCUCUCUCAUUUCCUCGCGGCCCUUCGCACCCGCUGGAAGUUUUAUAGAUAGGGAGAGCUUUUUUCGGGCGUACGCCGACGAUUUUGAGAUUGAGUGUAUUCACACACAGUCUGAGUCAGUGUGUAGGGUGUGACUCUGCCCGUCCGUGCAU
Messenger RNA from Vitrella brassicaformis, 3439 nucleotides. The record is from the annotation of a GenBank genome assembly. Lineage: Eukaryota; Vitrellaceae.